AUGUGUCCUUCAUUUCUUAGAGUUUCGAUUGUUCCAAUGAAAGAUUUGCAAGUUCACAGAAAUGAAGAUGGCAGUCUGAAAUUUUCAGGAAUACAAGGAAGGUUUCUCGGUACAGUUAUGGAAGAUAUGAAGAUGCCUUUUCAUUUAGUUAUAGCAGAAGAUCGAGAAUGGGGUCGUCGUUUGCCCAGCGGUAACUGGACAGGCAUGAUAGGCAAGAUACAGAAAGGUGCUGCCGAUAUAGCUGAUAGUUAUAUAGGCAUAACAGAACAACGAGCUGCUGUGGUAGAUUUUAGCACAGUUUAUCAUACUGACGAUAUGACAUUUGCCAUUAAGAAGCCUGGUCCAGUGCCGACAUCUUUGGCAUUUGUGCGACCAUUUGAUUUAACGACUUGGAUCUUAAUUUUAACUAUUUUGUUGAUCAUGCCAUUAAUAUUCCAAUGUUUAUUUUGCAACAAGGAGUCAUACAUCUUCUUGUUUCUGAGACUUCUGGGAACCAUAUUUCGCCAAUCCACUCUUCCAAAUUAUUACAUUAAGAGAUUCAAGUCACUUGCUUUUUCAUGGUGGUUUUCUGCAACAAUCCUAUCUUUCAGCUACUCAACAGUGCUGCUGUCUAUGUUAUCUAUACCGUCAGAAGAAAUCGCAGUUCAGAAUUUCAAAGAACUUGCUGAAGCAGUGAAAAAUAAUGGAUAUAGAAUUUAUCUUUCUAAAGGAACAGCUAUACUUGAUUUCAUGCUUCAUAGUCAUAAAGAGGAUUUAAGAUAUUUAGGUGAAAGCAUUGUUCAGAAUAAUUGGUAUACAACUGCGCGUCCUUUAACCCUAACUGAUCAGAUUGAUUAUCAUUCAGCUUUAAUUGAUCCUAGAACAAGAUUGCUGAUGGUUGCCGGUUCAGAAGAGUGGAAACCCAGUUUUUUAUCAGACGAUUCUGUAACUUCAUAUAAAUUUGCUGUUGCCAUGAAAAAGAAUUUCUGUUAUAAAGAUAAAUUAAAUACUAUCAUAUCGGGCAUAAACAGCGCAGGAUUAUAUAUGCAAUUUACAAAGGAAGAGCACUUUAAAUCGUGGUUGUCUGCAUCUGAAAGAAGAAGAGAUGCUACCAAGAAAGUAAAGCCUCUGUCCCUCGAAGAUUUGUCAGGUGUCUUCUGUACUCUUUUAGUUGGAUUAAAUCUCAGUUUAUUUACUUUUAUAUGUGAGCUUAUAUUCCUCCGAAUCAGAAAGAAAUGUCAUUAA
Argiope bruennichi is the source of this 1224-nucleotide messenger RNA. RefSeq names its product probable glutamate receptor. Lineage: Eukaryota; Metazoa; Arthropoda; Arachnida; Araneae; Araneidae. The record is from RefSeq and is a predicted model, not a curated record. The transcript has a single exon. Gene Ontology annotation, molecular function: glutamate-gated receptor activity. Gene Ontology annotation, cellular component: membrane. Bases 1 to 1224 code for a protein of 407 amino acids.